Molecule: messenger RNA, 1705 nt
Organism: Spodoptera exigua (beet armyworm)
Lineage: Eukaryota; Metazoa; Arthropoda; Insecta; Lepidoptera; Noctuidae
Source: the annotation of a GenBank genome assembly
AUGUGUUUUCAAUCGAUUGGAACUUUCGUGAACGGCGAGUGAAAUCAUUCCUUAACGCAAAUCAUGCGCCACUGAGAAACGAACUCCCGCGCAAUACAGGAAGCGGCGCGUCGGCGUGUGCGCAUCAUGUUUGGUGUACUUCCGGUACGAUGGGUCGCGCGCCUCAAGCAUGGAGGCGUCGCCAACCAGUUCGUUAUGGCUACUAUGGUCACAAUUCCAGCUCUGAACUUCGGUAUGCUGAUGGGUUGGCAGUCUCCAAUGACUCCAAUUCUACAGUCACCAACAGGACCAGCUCCGGAGCCAAUCAGUGACGAGACCAUAUCCUGGAUGGCAGCUAUUACUUUUAUGCCCCCUAUCUUCUGUGGAUUUAUGGUUGGAGAUCUCGCUGACCGAUGGGGCAGGAAGAUCACUACUCUUCUGACGGCGCUUAUGCUUGUGUUGAGCUGGACCAUCACCCUAUUCUCUCUCCGUCCUUGGGCCCUCAUCAGCUCGCGAGCUGUGGCCGGGCUCGCGUGCGCAGGCUGCUAUGUUGUGAUACCGUUAUACUUAAAGGAGAUAGCAUCAGAUAACAUCAGAGGCGCUCUUGGCUCCUUGUUCAUCCUAUCACAGAACCUAGGCUACCUAGUGGUCUACGUGGCAGGGGAUCUCCUGUCAUUUGACGCAGUAUUAUGGCUCUGCACCUCAGUACCAGCUAUAUUCCUCGUGGCCUUCAUCGCAAUGCCUGAGACGCCUGUGUUCCUGGUCAAACAGGGGAAGAUAAAGGAAGCUCGUGCAGCACUAGCCUGGCUCCGGAACACCACGACAGAUGACAAGGACCUUGAGGAAGCUAUACAACAACUGGAAAGAGAGGAGGAAUACGCCAGGAGUAUGAAGAAAGCCACCUGGAAGAGUAUAGUUAAAGACAAGACAACGUUCAAGGCGUUUCGCAUAUCCCUCAACGUGAUGCUGUCCCAAGAGACGUGUGGAUACCUAGUGGUGCUCAUGUAUGCUGGCUCCAUCUUCGAGCAAGCUUCGGAGUCCAUCAGCCUGAAAUUGAGUCCCAACAAGCAAACUAUUGUUGUGGGUGUUAUCCAAUUGCUGGGCAGUGUGGUGGCCAGCUGUAUUGUGGAACAGACUGGUAGAAAGUGGCUUCUAGCGGGAACUUCCCUAGCAACAGGCAUAUCAAUGCUGGCACUGGGCGCCUGGUUCUACAUCACCUCCCUGAACAUCUGGCUGCCUGGCUGGCUGCCAGUCCUCGCCAUGUGUCUCUGCAUCUUUGCUGAUGCUGCAGGGUACCAACCAGUGCCCUACGUUAUUACUUCAGAGCUGUUCUCAUUUCAGCAUCGUGGAAUGGUGACUUCCUUCGUCAGCUCCGUGGAUGCCCUCAGCGACUUCCUUCAAACCAAAGCCUACGACCCACUCCUCAAACUCCUGGGAAUCCACUGGGUCUUCAUCAUGUUCUCCAUAGUUUGUUUCUUAGGGACAUUUUACACUGUCAUGUGGGUCCCAGAAACUAAAGAUAAGACUGUAGAAGAGAUAUACGCGAUUCUAGAAGACAGCAGAAAGAAGGAGAAGAGGAAAGGGAUAGACGAUCUGGAGUGUGGGAAAGAGAUGAGUAGAUUAUAAGCAUUUAUGAGAGUUGUCGAAUUGAUGGGUUUAGGGUGUUGACGAAACAACAUACGUAAUGUGUAUUUUAUUGGUCAAAAUCGAAUGAAAAUUGUUGUUG